Messenger RNA from Camelina sativa (false flax), 2222 nucleotides. RefSeq names its product receptor-like kinase TMK4. Gene Ontology annotation, molecular function: ATP binding; protein kinase activity; protein binding. Gene Ontology annotation, biological process: protein phosphorylation. The record is from RefSeq and is a predicted model, not a curated record. NCBI's taxonomy places the organism in Eukaryota, Viridiplantae, Streptophyta, Magnoliopsida, Brassicales, Brassicaceae.
ACUUUCCUUUUGGACACCAACCUACGACAACUUCACAGUCUUCACUUAUAAAUAUUUAUAUUCUUCUUCCUUUUGUCUUAAGAAAGAUUUUAAAAUCCUCUCUGUUUUGUCUCCCUCGCUCUAAGCCAGUUCUCUGAGCCAUGGAAGCUCCCAAGUCUCUCCUCCACCUCUUCUUCCUCCUAUGCGCUUUCAACUUCCUCUCCACGUCCAUCGCUGACGAUGGAGCGACAAUGCUCACUUUGGCUAAAUCGUUUAGUCAUCCGCCAACAGACUGGUCAACAACUACCUCGUCUAACAACUACUGCCGAUGGACUGGCAUAAGCUGCAUCUCGGCCCGCGUUUCCAUUGUGAAUCUUGAGAAGCUUGGUUUAGUCGGGUUUGUUUCUCCGGCCAUUGCAAAUCUCACUUCUCUGAAGAGUAUCUACCUUAAUGACAACAACUUAACCGGCAUUAUACCUAAGGAGUUGACAUUUAUGACUAGUCUACGGUUCAUCAACGUCUCCAACAACAACCUCACCGGGAAAAUACCGAAGUUCCCGACUUCGGUUAAGUUUAUUUACAAACCUGGUAACUCUUUGCUGGGAAAUAUUGCCGGAUAUUCUUCGACAAAACAUGGAACCGGUGCUAGUUGGAGUGUUUUAAAGGCUUGUGUGAUCACUUUCGCAAUCACGAUUUUUCUUGUCUUUUUAGGAUGGGUGGCUCGAAAAAUCGUUCUGAAAAUGAGGAACAGGGCGAGCGAUGAUGUCUCUGAUGUUGGUGGAUCUGCCAAUGGACAUGGAGAAGGAGAACAUAACGUCAACACAGGUACUGAUGAAAAUCGUAAGGAUCCUUUGGUUCUUGAAGGUGGAAUCGUUUCUUUUUCAGUGGAGGCUCUUCGUGAGGCUACAAAUGGUUUCAGUGAGGAUAACAUAUUGGGAAAGUUACAGGAUGAAACAAAAGUUGCGGUCAAGAGGAUGAACCUUUCAUCAAUGGGUGGUGAAAGAACGAAACAGUUUGACGCCGAGAUUGCCGUGCUCGCCAAGGUUAGACACAGACACGUGAUCGCUCUAUUGGGUUACUGUGUGAACGAGGACGAGAGAUUGCUAGUGUACGAGCACAUGUCACAGGGAAAUCUAGGACAGCAUUUGUUCGACCCAGCUAAACAUGGUUACUCUCCUCUGACUUGGAAACAGAGAGUGAGAAUCGCUUUAGACGUGGCACAAGGUGUUGAAUAUCUCCACAAAUUUGCUCCACAAAGCUCCAUCCACAGAGAUUUAAAGUCCUCUAACAUCCUUUUGGGGGAUGACUUGAGGGCCAAGGUUGCUUAUUUCGGAUUGGUUAAAGUUGCAGCAGUUGAUGGGAACUACUCUGUUGAUCUAAAAGCAGCAACAGGCACAUGUGGUUAUAUAGCACCAGAGUACGCCUCCACUGGGAUGUCAACGGCGUUAGUGGAUGUGUACGCGUUUGGAGUGGUUCUUAUGGAAGUGAUAACAGGAAGAAAAGCAUUAGACAAUGAUUUACCAUAUGAGAGAUCUCAUCUAGCCACAUGGUUUAAUGAAAUCCUAAUCAACAAAGAUAAACUCCCAGAGGAACUUGACCAAAUCUUAAAACCGGACAAGGAAACAAUGGAGAGCAUUCACAAGGUCGCUGAGCUAGCGGGGCAUUGCACAGCCCGAGAGGAACAGAGACCAGACAUGGGCCACGCGGUUAAUGUGCUACGUUCACUUGUAGAGAUAUGGAAACCGUCGUACGAAGAAAGAAAAGAGAAUUUGGGAUUCGAUAUGGAAAUGAGUUUACCUCAACGUCUGCACAGAUGGCAAAACAAAGGAGCAUCGUCGUCAAUGAUUAGUGAACCCUUGCUGAGCCCAUUUGCAGACAAGGAUAUACCCUCGACGGAAGAAGAGUGGAAACUGUUGUUCGCAAAAGACAGUUUGGGACUCUGGGAACCUCUGUGUACAUGAGAAUUUACACAUUCCCACUUUCCAUGUUUUGUAGGAAUCUCCGUCGUUUGUGCUUCAUGUACUUUGCUAUUUAAAAAGAUGAAUGGGACCUUGACUCAGAGUCUCAGACCACUUUCGUGGUGUGCCAAGAAAAAAAUAAUUUAGAUUAAGAGGCAUAAGAGAGAGAGAGAGAGGGAGCUUUUGUUUGGCCAUUGCGAGAGAUUGGUUGGCUAUUACUUUUGGUAUAAUCAACAACAACAAAACCUGGCACGACAAUUAGAGUGACUAAUCCGAGAUCGCAUA